Petromyzon marinus (sea lamprey) is the source of this 2395-nucleotide messenger RNA. RefSeq names its product diacylglycerol kinase epsilon (gene DGKE). Gene Ontology annotation, molecular function: ATP-dependent diacylglycerol kinase activity. The record is from RefSeq and is a predicted model, not a curated record. Gene Ontology annotation, cellular component: membrane. Gene Ontology annotation, biological process: phospholipase C-activating G protein-coupled receptor signaling pathway. NCBI's taxonomy places the organism in Eukaryota, Metazoa, Chordata, Hyperoartia, Petromyzontiformes, Petromyzontidae.
UGCCACACCACCCACCAAUCAAUGCCACACCACCACGAGUGCAUACCGAGCCUCUACCGACAGAGCCCACGAUGUGGAUCCGGGUCGCGGCCACGGCUCCAGCCAUCGCGGGAGCCUGCAGCCACCCACCGCCUUCACUCCCCGCUCUGCUCGAGGCUACACGGGGGACCUUUGUCUGUGUGCGCGUGCGUGCUGCUCCGAUCCCAAUCCGGAUUCUCUCUCCACCGUCGCCUGCACCGCCUCGUCCGUCUCCUCGCGCGAGCCUCCCGACACUUCACGUGGCAGCCUCGAAGUGCACCUAGCCUGGCACGGGCGCCGUGGUGACGUCGCCGCCCGCCACUUGCCGUACGUCGGUAAGGUCACCUCGUCGCUCCGCGGUCCCUCCUCUUCACUCCUCGCGGUCGCCAUGGACGACCCCCCCAGUUCCUCCCCUCCGGAGGCUCCCCCCGCGCCAGGGGUGUCGGCCGUGGCGCUGUGGACGUGCGUGGCCGUCGCGUCUCCCGUCCUGCUCACGCUCCUCUACCGCCUCUACCGCCUCUACCGCAGCCGCUGGCCCCCGCGGGGACACGCGGGCCUCCACGCGGCACCGCGGCGGCGGCGGCAACAGCCGAGGUGGAGGCGACGGCCGCCAUCGCCGCCGGCGGUGGGAGGCAAGGAGAAGGAUGAGGGGGAGAAGCCGGCGACGACGGAGGAGGAGGCGUGGGAAGAGGAGGAGGAGGACGAGGACUGUCGGCACUCGUGGGACGAGGUGGAGCUGUUUGGCCGCCCGGCCUUCUGCUGCGUGUGCACGCAGUCCGCCCUGCUGCACGUCUCCUGCUGCCACACCUGUGGACUCUGUGCCCACGGACCCUGCGUGGCCACGGCCGAGGCCACCCUGCGCUGCAAGGCGAGGUGCUCCCCGGCUCCCGGUGGCCGCAUGCACCACCUGUGGGUGUGUGGCUCGGUGCCGCUGUGCUCCGCGUGCUCCGUGUGCGGCGCGCCGUGCGGCGCCGAGCCGCGGCUGUGCGACGCUCGCUGUGCCUGGUGCCAGCGCUGCGUGCACGACGCUUGCCGGCCACGCGGCGAGGGCGACGAGGAGGGCGACGAGGAGGGCGACGAGGAGGGCGACGAGGAGGAUGACGAUGUGUGCGACCUGGGUCCGCUACGCGGAGUCAUCAUCCCGCCACCGACCCUACACGCGGCGCUACGGCAGGCCGCCGCCCUGCCGUGCGUGGACGCCACCUGGACCCCGCUGCUGGUGCUCGUCAACCGGCGCAGCGGUGACGGCGCCGCUCAGCUCCUCCUGCGCCAGCUGCGUGGCCUCCUCAACCCCGUGCAGGUGGUGGACAUGAGCGAGGAGUCACCGGAGGAGGCGCUGGCGCUGUGUGCGCUCUUCCCCAAGCACUCCCCGCGUGUGCUCGUGUGCGGUGGGGACGGCACCGUCGGCUGGGCGCUCGACGCCAUCGACCGCCUCCUGGAGCAGGACGAGCGGGUGGCGCGCCCCCCCGUGGCGGUGCUGCCGCUGGGCACCGGCAACGACCUGGCACGCUCGCUGGGCUGGCGCGAGGGAUUCCCGGGGGACGGCGCCCUGGAGGAGCGGCUCGGAGACGUGCGGAGAGCUGAGACGCGCACGCUGGACAGGUGGAGGGUCCAGGUCACGAAUCGUGGCUACAAGGUGUUCCGCAAGCUCACCAAGAGCCUGUCCAUGAACAACUACUUCUCGGUGGGACCAGAUGCUCUCAUGGCGCUGAAUUUCCACCGGCACCGUGAGAGCAAGCCGGCUCUCUUCACCAGUCGCCACGUCAACAAGGCUGUUUACUUCUUUUAUGGGACCAAGGACUGCCUGGUGCAGGAGUGCAGGAACCUGGACAAGAUGAUCGAGCUGGAGCUGGACGGGCGGCGUGUGUCCCUGCCCCCGCUGGAGGGAGUCAUCGUCCUCAACAUCGCUCACUGGGGGGGCGGCUGCCGCCUCUGGGAGGGCACCGGGGACCCACCCUGCCCACCCGCACGGCAGGACGACGGUAAGCUGGAGGUGGUGGGUGUCUAUGGCUCCUUCCACCUGGCGCAGCUGCAGGUGAAGUUGGCCAACCCCCUGCGCCUGGGGCAGGCGCACAGCGUCAAGCUGACGCUGCACGAGGGGCAGAUGCCGAUGCAGGUGGACGGGGAGCCCUGGUCACAGGGCCCCUGCUCGGUCCUCAUCACCUACAAGACCGGCGCGCUGGUGCUGGCGCGGCCCGGCACGGAGCCCGGCACGGAGCCCGGCACGGAGCCCGGCACGGAGCCCGGCACGGAGCCCGGCACGGAGCCCGGCACGGAGCCCGGCACGGAGCCCGGCACGGAGCCCGGCACGGAGCCCGGCACGGAGCCCGGGACGGAGCCCGGCACGGAGCCCGGCAGGGAAACCGACAGCCAGUGA